This is a messenger RNA of Hyphopichia burtonii NRRL Y-1933, 2731 nucleotides long. Its product is annotated as Zn(II)2Cys6 transcription factor. The coding region runs from base 11 to 2731 and encodes 906 amino acids. Gene Ontology annotation, molecular function: zinc ion binding; transcription cis-regulatory region binding; DNA-binding transcription factor activity, RNA polymerase II-specific. Gene Ontology annotation, biological process: positive regulation of transcription by RNA polymerase II. Gene Ontology annotation, cellular component: nucleus. The record is from RefSeq and is a predicted model, not a curated record. The transcript has 2 exons. Lineage: Eukaryota; Fungi; Ascomycota; Pichiomycetes; Serinales; Debaryomycetaceae.
UGCUUGUAUAAUGUCUAUUAUAAAGAAGAGAACUUACAGUAGAAAGGGAUGUAUGGAAUGCAAGUCUAGGAAAAUAAAAUGUGAUGAACAGAAGCCAGUGUGUCAGAAUUGCAGUAAAGUUCAAAAAAACUGCUCCUAUACUUAUCAAACCAAGCUUCCACAACCUCGUAAAAAAGUUCAAGUUCAUUCCCAAUUUAUCAUGUUGAAUCAUGAAGAUUAUACCGAUAAGUCUAAAGGUCAAUUGAAAAAAUUGGAGGAACAAAAACUUAUCAAAGAAGUCAAGUCAUCUACUAAAAGUUUGAAUUCCAAGCUUGAAUCUCCAAAUUUAGUUCAUCUGUCCAGCUCUUCGUCUCCAAAGACUGUUAAAUUGGAAUCUGAUUCAGGUAAUCAGAUCUCAAUCACUUCUUCAAAUACUUCCUCCAUUUCUAAUAAUGAUAGUUUUAGAAGCGAUACCACUCAUUCCCAAUUACCUCCUCAACAACCACCGUUACUUCCCCAUUUGGCUCCCCAGGGUCCAAAUCAAUUACAUCCUCAACUAACCCAUCAGUUACCUCCACAAAUACCUCAUCAAUUACCUCCUCAGUUACCUCCCCAAUUACCUCCUCAGUUACCUCCCCAAUUACCUCCUCAGUUGCCUCCUCAGUUACCGCAUCAAUUACCUCCCCAGUUACCUCCUCAAAUAUCCAAUCUCCACUCGAGAUCUACGUCGAGCUCUCUUCCGCAUAACCAAUCUUUUACUUCUAUAAAUCAGCAGUAUCAAUACCCAUUAAGUCACGGCCAUUCUCGUAGCCAAAGCCAAAGUCACCAAAGUCAAACCCAAAAAAGUCAAAACCAAAACCAAAAUGAAACUCAAAGCCGAAGUCCAACCAGUCAGCCCAAAUCAAAUUCUCAUCCCAAUAAUAUUCAACCUCCAAGCUUACCAGUAACCACUCAUUCAUCAUCGGUAUCAUUGAAUAAAUUACCCCCAUUGAUUCAUUCGGAAAAUGAUCCAUUGAAGAAAAAUCAAAGCUCGACUGAACUUUUCCACGCUUCCAAUGUUCCAACUUUACCACCUCCUCAACAACACUAUAUCCCAAUACGACACUCAAACAUACCAGGUAGUCUAUCAACUGCACAUCUGCCUAAUCCAAAUCAAUUUAAUUUUUCUGGAUUAACACCCACCACUUAUUUAACUCCUUCCACCAAUAAUGUUCCGUAUUCUCCUCCUCCGAAUCAAAAUUUACAACCUACAAACCCUAAUAUGAUUCCUAACGAUGUAUUGAUUAACGACGCUUCAGAAUUAGCUCAAGGAUUAAAUGUUUUGAUGACUAUGGAUGUACAAGAUUUAUUUACUGAUUCAAAGGAUUCCAUCGAGGUGAAUUUUGAAGAAUUAUUCAAUAACGAUAAACCUCAACCCGACGUGUUUGAAAAUGAUUCAAUGAUUCAUGAUUUAAUUUCGGCAUUCGAUGUAGUUGACGGCUCCAAAAAUUAUUUAAAAUUAUUUAGAGAAAAGUAUUCUUUAUGGUUGAUGUCAUUAUCACCUAGUGGUGAUAAACAUUUUUUAACAAAAAUUUUAUUAACUCAUGCCCUUAAAACUCCAUUUUUAUUGCAUGCCAUUAUUUCAAUUACUGCAAAUUAUGAAUGGUUCUUCACAAAAGAUCCAAAAGAUGGACAUGCAAGAAAACAUUUCUCCACUCUUUGUCAAAAAAAUUUGACUUCCAUCUUCGAAAGUCAUGAUAAGACUUUAGAUAAUAUUGAACCUUUGAUUUUAUCCUCAUUAUUGUUGGUAACUGAUACCGUUGGAACGUCAAACGGUAUCUGGAGAUCUCAUCUAAAAGGUGCCAAUGAUUUGUUUCAAAAAUAUGUUGGAAUUUAUAAACCAAUGAAUCCAACAAUCAUCUUAGCAACCACUUGGUUUGCAUCUUUUGAAUUUAUAGCUGUUUUAACUAACCCCUUAGGUGGCGCUAUUCAAUCACAAAAUGAAUUGGAUGAUAUUUUAAAACCAGUUUUAUAUGAAGGUCAUAAACCAUUAGCUAUGCAAUCAGGUUUCAUAUUACCCGAUGGAUAUAAUGUCUUUUUAGGAUUUUCAUCUCAAGCUACAACUUUGUACAUUCAAUUUGUUAAAGUAUCCUUAAAAGUACAAAAAUCAAGAGAUCAAGUAGUUGAUCCACUCGAUUUAUCAUUUUUGAUUCAUUUAUUUCAUGAAGCUCACAAGUUUAAAUUGAUCUCUCAUGAUAUUAUAGUAACUAAAGAGAACCCUUUUUAUCCAAGAGGAUCAGGGAUUUUAACGAUUCCUCCAGAGGCUUAUGGUUAUCAUAGAGAUAUUGUAUUUUCAUGGUAUGAUCUAUCUGAUAAAAUUCACAUACAAGCAUUGUAUUUGGUCUUAUUAACCAAUGCUAAUUUCUUGAAUUUACCAACUGAAUCUCCAUUAGUUCAAAAAACUGUUGAAAAAAUCUUGAGUUAUUGUUAUUUUUUUUAUAAUAUUGAUUUCCAAGAUCCUAAUUUUGAUUUUGAUCAUGUAUUAUCGUUACCAGAAAACGCAAUAUUACAAGAUCGUCGUUUAAUGAUGUGUCAUUCUUCUAUCUUAAUCUGUGGACUAAAUUGUUUAGAACACAUAUCACAAAUGAAAAUUGAAUUGUUUUUCAGAUCAUUGCAAAAAUUAGGAAUUAGAUCAGUUGAAAAAUCAUUAACUAAACUUAGAAGCAUAUGGAGGGGAGAAUCAACUACUUCAGAUUAUGUCCCUUAUUUAUAG